Molecule: messenger RNA, 1917 nt
Organism: Danio rerio (zebrafish)
Lineage: Eukaryota; Metazoa; Chordata; Actinopteri; Cypriniformes; Danionidae
Gene: slc2a8
Product: solute carrier family 2 member 8
Biological process (GO): transmembrane transport; dehydroascorbic acid transport
Cellular component (GO): plasma membrane; membrane
Molecular function (GO): dehydroascorbic acid transmembrane transporter activity; transmembrane transporter activity
Source: RefSeq, marked validated
ACUGAGUACAGCAGUUUUCCCAGUGAAGACGUAACACAAAGGCUUUGAUGCAUCAUAUUUGGCAAUUGUAAUGUUUGAUUUAAAAUCAUAGUUUGUCCACGGCGACCAUUUAUGAACAGCGUGGUUAUCAUUUGUAAGAGGAGGCGCAAUGAAUGAGUAUGAAGAAAACAGACCACUGUUGGUCAAUGAUGAGCGAACAGAAGAGGAUAGAUCCGAGCAAGACGCAUACCUGGAUAAAGUUAAGAAUGGAAAGCUGUUCAUCGCCACCUUCGCAGCAGUUCUGGGACCGCUUAGUUUUGGGUUCGUGCUGGGCUACAGCUCUCCUGCUAUCCCUGAACUCCGCAGAAUCCAAGACCUGAGACUGCAGCUCAGCGUAGAGGAAGCUUCCUGGUUCGGGUCUGUGGUGACCAUUGGUGCGGCUCUUGGGGGUCUUCUGGGAGGAUGGAUUGUGGAGAGGAUCGGACGAAAGUUGAGCCUUAUGUUCUGUGCAAUACCAUUCAUCUUUGGGUUUACCACCAUUAUCGCUGCUCAGAACCACUGGAUGUUCUAUGUGGGCAGAGUGCUCACUGGUUUGGCCAGUGGAGUGACCUCUCUAGUUGUACCACUUUACAUCUCUGAAAUGGCUCAUGAGCGUGUUAGAGGAACUUUGGGAUCCUGUGUGCAACUAAUGGUUGUGAUAGGCAUUAUGGGUGCUUAUGUAACAGGUUUGUUCCUGGACUGGCGAUGGUUAGCAGUGGCAUCAUCUAUUCCUCCCACACUCAUGCUGCUGUCCAUGUGCUUCAUGCCGGAGACGCCACGAUUUCUGCUCUGCCAAGGGAAACGGCGGGAAGCAGAGGACGCCCUGCGCUUCCUUAGGGGUCCUGAUGCCCCCGCCGAGUGGGAAUGCGCUAGAAUAGAAGAUGCCUACAAAAAUGAAGAGCAAAGCUUCAGUCUGGGGGAUCUGAAGGACCCUGGUGUCUAUAAACCUUUGGGCAUUGGUGUUAUGAUGAUGCUCCUCCAGCAGUUUACCGGCAUCAACGCCAUCAUGUUUUACGCAGAGACCAUCUUCGAGCAGGCCCAUUUCAAAAGCAGUGAUGUGGCCACUGUUAUUGUCGCAGCCACACAGGUGGUCUUCACUGCAAUUGCUGCUCUUAUAAUGGACAAGGCCGGGCGGAAAGUUCUUCUCAUUUUGUCUGGUGUCGUCAUGUGUAUUAGCGAAGCAGUGUUUGGAGUGUACUUUAAGCUGACUGUGAUGAAGCCCAAUAACUCCUCAUUGACCAGUGUGCUAACGGACACCCAUGGUCUUCUGGAAGAUCAGCCCUCUGCAGACCUGGCCUGGUUGGCUGUGGGAAGCAUGGGCUUUUUCAUUGCAGGAUUUGCUAUUGGUUGGGGUCCUACUCCGUGGCUGGUGAUGUCCGAGAUCUUCCCCACGCGGGUGAGGGGAUUAGGCAGUGCUCUGUGUGUGCUUACUAACUGGACCUGUGCCUUCAUUGUCACCAAAACCUUCCAGAACCUCAUGGAUGCUCUGAGCAGCGCAGGAACAUUUUGGAUGUUCUCGGCACUGUGUGCUUCUAAUGUCGUCUUCACGGCUUUCUUUGUCCCCGAGACCAAAGGCAAAACUCUGGAGGAGAUUCAAGCUGGUUUUAAAGGGACUCGCAUGCGCUAGAUGACUCUUUUCCCUCAGCGCCAUAACCAAAAUAUUGAACAAAACAUCUUCGACAUCUUGAAGAAUCUUGUAAUGUUUUAGAAUAUUGCAAUUGUUUACAGAGAAAAUAUCUAUAUUUUGUCUACUUUUUCUGUCAUCUUAAUGUGAUUUAUCUUUAAAUUAAGAGUUUUUAACAUUACUUUUAAACACAUUGUUACUUUUGGUACACAAACGUCAUAAAUUAGUGCCUCAUUUUAACUUGUUUGCAGGUCAUAUGAAUAUAAAUACACAAA